Cynoglossus semilaevis (tongue sole) is the source of this 990-nucleotide messenger RNA. RefSeq names its product synthesis of cytochrome C oxidase 2 (gene sco2). Gene Ontology annotation, biological process: mitochondrial respiratory chain complex IV assembly. Lineage: Eukaryota; Metazoa; Chordata; Actinopteri; Pleuronectiformes; Cynoglossidae. The record is from RefSeq and is a predicted model, not a curated record. Bases 85 to 894 code for a protein of 269 amino acids. The transcript has 2 exons.
CAGUUGAAUUCCGUUUCAGCAAACCGGCAGUUUGAUGGUCACGUGGUAUACAGAGGAAGUGUAUGCGGUGGUUGAGGGUCAACCAUGUUGGCGCUACGAUGGAUUGUGGCACACAGGCGUCUUCCUCUGGUCCUGAAGACGUCGGUGUCAUCGCCCUGUGUGACAUCACUGACUCACCUCAGACCUUGUGGAAGUCUUCAGCACCGUUUCCUUUCUAGUGGUCGCAAUUCCUCAGCGCCUACCCCAAAGGCGAAGCUUGCGACGCGUCUUCUGGUGACGGUGCUGUUCGGCGGUGGCGUACUGGCAGCGUGGUGGUACGUUCAUGAGGAAAAGAAGCAAAUGCAGCGGCAACAACGUGUAGAGCAACUGCGGCAGCUGACCCUGGGUCGGGGGAACUUCAGCCUGCUGGACCACAGGGGGCAACGCCGCACCAAACACGACUUCCUGGGUCGCUGGGUGCUGUUGUACUUCGGUUUCACUCACUGCCCUGACAUCUGCCCUGAAGAGCUAGAGAAGCUGAGCGCUGUGGUGGAGAAGCUGGACCAGGACCCAGCGCUGCCCCAGGUGCAGCCGCUCUUCAUCACCGUGGACCCAGAGAGAGACGACGUGGCGGCUGUGGCCCGGUACAUUAAAGAUUUCCAUCCCCGACUCAUCGGACUGACGGGGACACUGGAGGAGGUCAAAGAAGCGGGGCAAGACUUCAGGGUAUACUCCAGCGCCGGGCCAAAAGACGAGGAUGGAGAUUACAUUGUCGAUCACACGGUCCUGAUCUACCUCAUCUCUCCUGAUGGGCUGCUUCUGGACUACUACAACCGCACCAAGAACGAGGAACAAAUGGUUGAGAACAUCAGAAACCACAUCAGGACCUAUGUCCCCCUGGAAAAGACAUCCUGAGACUGACAACGACUGUAGACAUUAAACUUAUGAAACUUGUAAAAAAAAAGACAUUGUUUUCUCCUGAGGAGAUAUUAAACUGAGCCUAAAAACAAA